CUGCACACCCAACUCCCGUCAGCUUCAGCAUCCUCCCUUUUAUGAGCAUUCUCCUCCGUGUCGGAUUUAAUAGGUUCUUCUAUUGCUCCGGUGUCUACAUGACAGCCGUUUAGGAUUGCACGUACAGUCAACAGAAAGGAACACCAUGGCGAGAAACCGUAAAGACAGAGACAGCUGGGGGUCCUUCACAGACAAAGCCGCAUACGACUGGAGCUCGGAGGAGGAGGAGCCUGACGGAAGUGCGCGGCCCAUCCAGGUGCUGGUUGUCAAGGACGACCACACCUUCGAGCUGGACGAGGCGGCGCUGAGCCGGAUCCUAUUGGCCGAGGAGGUCCAGAACAGGGAAGUGGUGGCCAUAUCUGUGGCCGGGGCGUUCCGCAAGGGCAAGUCCUUCCUCAUGGACUUCAUGCUGCGUUACAUGUACAGCCAGGCAUCUGAAGAGUGGCUGGGGGAGUCAGAGGAGCCUCUGACAGGGUUCUCCUGGAGGGGUGGAUCUGAGAGAGAGACCACCGGGAUUCAGAUCUGGAGCCAAGUCUUUCUGGUGGACAAGCCAGAUGGACGCAAGGUGGCCGUUCUACUGAUGGAUACCCAGGGAACGUUUGACAGCCAGUCUACGUUGAGGGACUCAGCCACUGUGUUCGCACUAAGCACCAUGAUCAGCUCCAUGCAGGUGUACAACAUCUCCCAGAAUGUCCAGGAGGAUGAUCUUCAACACUUACAGCUCUUCACUGAGUAUGGCAGACUGGCCAUGGAGGAGACGUUCCUUAAACCAUUCCAGUCCAUGAUAUUCCUAGUCCGGGAUUGGAGUUUCCCUUACGAGUUUGGCUACGGACAGGAAGGAGGCAUGAAGUUCCUGGAGAAGAGGCUCAAGAUCUCUGAGAAUCAACACGAGGAACUGCAGAACGUUCGUAAACACAUCCACUCCUGCUUCACCAACAUCUCCUGCUUCCUGAUGCCCCACCCCGGACUCAAAGUGGCCACCAACCCGAACUUCGACGGCAGACUCAAAGAGAUCGAUCGUGAGUUCAUCAACAACCUGCAGAUCCUGGUCCCGUGGCUGCUGAGUCCCAAGAACCUGGAUGUCAAGGAGAUCAACGGCAGCAACAUCACCUGCAGAGGCCUGCUGGAGUACUUUAAGGCAUACAUCAAAAUCUACCAGGGUGAGGAGCUGCCACACCCUAAGUCCAUGCUACAGGCCACAGCAGAGGCCAACAACCUGGCAGCAGUGGCAGCAGCCAGGGACCUGUACAACAAGAAGAUGGAGCAGGUGUGUGGUGGGGACCGGCCCUUCCUGGCUCCGGCAGAGCUCCAGGCCAGACAGAGUGACAUCAGAGGGGAAGCCCUCCAGGUGUUCCGAGGGGUCAAGAAGAUGGGAGGGGAGGAGUUCAGUCGACGCUACCUGCUACAGCUGGAGGGAGAAGUGGACGAGGUGUUCGUUCAGUACAUCAAGCACAACGACUCCAAGAACAUAUUCCACGCCGCCCGCACCCCGGCCACGCUGUUCGUGGUCAUCUUCAGCAUGUAUGUGGUGGCGGGCAUCACAGGCUUCGUGGGGGUGGACAUCAUCGCCAGCGUGUGUAAUAUGAUUCUGGGCCUGGCGCUGAUCACCCUGUGUACCUGGGCCUAUAUACGCUACUCUGGGGAGUACCGAGAGCUGGGCCAGGUCAUCGACCAGGUGGCUGGAGCCCUCUGGGACCAGGGAAGCACAAAUGAGGCUCUAUAUAAGCUGUAUACCGCUGCAGCCAGUCACAGGCACCUGUACCACCAUGCGUUCCCUGGCCCCCAGGCCCCUGGAGAGACGAUUAAGACCCCUGAGGAACCCACCAGGAAGAGGAACUGACCUGGUGACCUGAUUGGCCAGAGCACAGCAGGGACUGCUGGGUAUCUCUUCAGUAGCAUGAUGGAUAGAGAGGGGGGGAGGAGGGGGAGGCAUCCUCACCCGUUGGACACUCUUUUACUAUGGUAUUGGCUGGAACAGUCCAGUGAAGCAUUCACUAUUUUAAAUCUAAAUGUGGACAAUGUAAUGUCCCAGAGGUAGUGGCAACAAUCUCCCUUUGAACUGGUUUGCUUGUCCCAUUGCCUUCAAAAAAUAAUGGGUAUUUCACAUAUCAUUGUCUUUCACAAACCACAUUCAACCUUUUCUAUAUGUCUGUAAGAAAGACAUCUGUAAAUACACGCAGGACAGGAGGUGUACAGAUCACACUCCACAUGCAACUUCCUAUCAGCAGUUUGUUUUGGACCGAGGUGCAGUAAGUUACAGUUAACUGCGGAAUUCAUUGUGUUACGUGAGAUAGCAUGACGGCCGUCAGCCCUGACAGUUCAUCGCCGUCGCUUUAGAAUGUUAUCUGUCGGAAGACAAUGCUUCUGAUUUCACGAACGGAAGAUUUCCUUGAGUAUGCCAUUGAGGAGAAGUUUAAAUCAAAUUGACCUCUGACCUAUAACAGAACGGUGGUCCGUGUAUAUUGAUUUUCAUGUUUUAUCAGGUUAAGUGCUGUUUCUCUAUAAGGAAAUGAUUCCAUGUUUGAAAGCCAAUGGUUGUGUCCCAAAUGGCACCUCUUCCCUAUAUAGUUCACUACUUUUUUCUUUUACCUGGGCCCACAGUGCUCUGGUUAAAAGUCAUUUUAUUUUACUAGGUAAGUCAGUUAAGAACAAAUUAUUUUUUAACAACGAGGCCAAACUCUUACGACACUGGGCCAAUUGUGCGCCGCCCCAACUGUGAUACAGUCUGGAAUCGAACCAGGGACUGUAGUGACGCCUCUAGCACUGAGAUGCAGUGCCUUAGACCACUGUGCCACUCAGGAGCCCAGUGUGCUCUGUAGGGAAUAGGAUGUCAUUAGGGACACGUACAAAGACUUUGUUUAAAUAUACCUAUUUUUGUCAGCAUGGUAAAUAAUCAGUAUCUACCAUUUUAGGCUCUCCAAGCUUAACUUCAGUGCGCUAUAUUUCUUGACAAUUCACAUGUUUAGGGCUUGUACUUGACCUCGCACUUUGUUUUGUUUUUGUAAUAUAGGUACUGCGUGCCAAUGUCAUGCAACUACAGUUUCAUAUAGCUACGACAGCACUCGCACACCUGCUGCAUAAUGAUACCACUUGUUGGGCAGAACACAAUCAUCCAUUGUCUGUGGUCUAUAAAACAAACCCCCUCACACAUGUUUUGGUUUGGGGGAGGUGGGGUGAGCUGUCUGUGCUCCCUUAGUCUGUGUCCAUGAUGUCAGAGUGUCAUACACACAUAUUCAAAUAGGGCCCUAUAUUCAGACUUGAGAUAAGUUGACUUAAAAAUAAAAAAUGCUGACUUAAGUCCAUGUUCUCUGAAUCGGGCCGAUAUAGCCUAUGGUGUCUCUAUCGUCACACAUUUAGCCUGGAACAGAAUUGACUACCGGGGAUGAGAUUAAGAGUAAGUCACUGGGUAGUUUAGUAGACAUGGGCUGGCUGGGUGAGUAGGUUGUGAUUGCCUGGCUAGGUGAGUAGGUUGUGAUUGCCUGGCUAGGUGAGUAGGUUGUGAUUGGCUGGCUAGGUGAGUAGGUUGUGAUUGGCUGGCUAGGUGAGUAGGUUGUGAUUGGCUGGCUAGGUGAGUAGGUUGUGACUGGCUGGCUGGGUGAGUAGGUUGUGACUGGCUGGCUGGGUGAGUAGGUUGUGAUUGGCUGGCUGGGUGAGUAGGUUGUGAUUGGCUGGCUAGGUGAGUAGGUUGUGAUUGGCUGGCUGGGUGAGUAGGUUGUGAUGGGCUGGCUGGGUAAGUAGGUUGUGAUGGACUGGCUGGGUGAGUAGAUUGUGACGGGCUUGCUAGGUGAGUAGGUUGUGAUUGGCUAGCUAAGUGAGUAGGUUGUGACUUAGUUAGAGGUAGACAGAGAAAUGUAAAACAUUAUAAACAGUUUCACUACAGUUGUCUGCUUCUUGAACAGUUUGGUAAAUAAAUUAUGAUCUUUUAAACUGGAUAAUGAAGGCUGGGGGGGAAUAGAUGUAGUAGAUAGUGAGGGCUGGGGGUAAGAGAUGUAGUAGAUAGUGAGGUAAUAUAUGUUAGUAGAUAGUGAGGGCUGGGGGUAAGAGAUGUUAGUAGAUAGUGAGGUAAUAGAUGUUAGGAGAUAAUGAGGGCUAGGGGGAAUAGAUGUAGUCAAUAGUGAGGUAAUAGAUGUUAGUAGAUAUUGAGGUAAUAGAUUUUAGUAGAUAUUGAGGUAAUAGAUUUUAGUAGAUAUUGAGGUAAUAGAUUUUAGUAGAUAUUGAGGUAAUAGAUUUUAGUAGAUAUUGAGGUAAUAGAUGUUAGUAGAUAGUGAGGUAAUAGAAGUUAGUAGAUAGUGAGGUAAUAGAUGUUAGUAGAUAGUGAGGUAAUAGAUGUUAGUAGAUAGUGAGGUAAUAUAUGUUAGUAGAUAGUGAGGGCUGGGUGGAAUAGAUGUAGUAGAUAGUGAGGUAAUAGAUGUUAGUAGAUAGUGAGGGCUGGGUGGAAUAGAUGUAGUAGAUAGUGAGGUAAUAGAUGUUAGUAGAUAGUGAGGGCUGGGUGGAAUAGAUGUUAGUAGAUAGUGAGGUAAUAGAUGUUAGUAGAUAGUGACGGCUGGGUGGAAUAGAUGUUAGUCCAUUGUACAGAAAGAAGAGUGAGACCAUUCCCAGCUAGCACAUAACGGUCUGAGAACCAUAUGUUUCUUAGAUCUUGGUGAGAGCGUUGUCUUGUCCUAGUUAUUUCGCAUAAAACCUUCAGUGUUCUGGGAAUGGUGCAGGAUAUCCAGCUAGCACAUAACCAGAACCCUAUUUUCCUAUGUGUGAAUGUCAUUAAAUCAGCAUUACAUUAUUAUAUUUUUUAUACCUAUUUUUCAUGGUAUCCAAUUGGUAGUUACAGUCUUGUCCCAUCGCUGCAACUCCCGUACGGACUCGGGAGAGGUGAAGGUCUAGAGCCGUGUGUCCUCCGAAACACAACCCAACCAAGCCUCACUGCUUCUUGACACACUGCUCGCUUAACCCGAAAAGCCAGCCGCACCAAUGUGUUGGAGGAAACACUGUAUACCUGUGGUGACCGUGUCAGCGUGCAUUGCGCCCCGCCCGCCACAGGAGUCGCUAGUGCGCGAUGAGACAAGAACAUCCCUGCCGGCCAAACCUCCCCUAACCCGGGUGACAAUUGUGCGCCGCCAGAGCCUGGACUCGAACCACUGCGCCAGUUGGGAGGCCCAGCAUAACAUUUUCUACGGGUUUCCUCAUGAUUCUAUUUAAACUUAUGUUCUCAGAACGUUUCCAUAAAAAACACAAUAAAACAUUAGUAACGUUCAAAGUACAUUAUAAGAAUGUUAUUUAAAAACCUAUACAUUCCGUUCUCUGCGUCAACAAAACUCUCCCCUCUAUCUUGUUAAGUGUGUUCAGGGGUGUUGGCCACGCCUACUAAUUGGCCACACCUGAUCUUAAUGAGUGCUUGUUUGUUUUGAAAUGGGGUCUGUUUGAAUACACUCAAAUUAACAGCUUUGUAUGAGUUAAAAAAACAUGGCAUGCUAGCUCCAUCCUUGUGGCGCAGUGGACUAAUUCCACGGAUAGACAAUAGAAAAUCAUAGGUUAAAAUCUCACUGAUGCCGUGCCACAACAAAAACAGUUAACCCAAGCUAGCAGUAUUAUUAAAAGUCUUAUUGAAACAUGUUGUCAGAACGUUAUUUAAUUACCUUCAAAUAACCUAUAAUUUCCAUUCUCAUAAGGUUAAUAAAACCUCCCAGGAAAACUUUCAGGGAACCAUAGUAAAACAUUCUCAGAACCUCCCUGGAACCACAGUAAAACGUUCUCAGAACCUCCCUGGAACCAUAGUAAAACGUUCUCAGAACCUCCCUGGAACCACAGUAAAACGUUCUCAGAACCUCCCUGGAACCAUAGUAAAACGUUCUCAGAACCUCCCUGGAAACAUAGUAAAACGUUCUCAGAACCUCCCCGCCACAUAAAAAUGUACAUUCCCAGAACAGGCAAAAAUGUCACUUCCGUUCUCAGAACGUUUAAAAAAACGUUCCGUUUUACAGGUCAUGAAACUUAUGGGCACGUUCCCAGAACCAAUGGGAAAUCAAAAACGUAGGUUCCCACAACUUUUCCAAAGAACCAAAUGUGCUAGCUGGGAUGUUGUUGGUUCACAUUGAAUGGUAUAGCAGUGGAACAUUCAGAAUCAGAAUGAGUUCUAGAAGUACUGUACUGGUCAUUAAUCUGAGAAACCUGGUUUGAGAAAUAUCUUCCCCUCCCCUUCUUACUAGGCUGGUCCCAGAUCCAUCUGUGCGGUCUUAUCAACUCCCAUGGUCAAUGUCAUGCCACUGUGACAAUGACCAUAGGCGUCUAUCUGUCUAUCUGCACUACGGCACGGUAAAGAACCAGAGGGGUGUACGACAACACAGGAUCAAUGAGUUAACCAGGGACUUUGAUAAACAAACAGAAAUAACUGUGGAUUUCCUUGAUUCAAAGAAAAUCUAAUACAGUAUGUGUUUUUGGUUGUUGGUGUCAGUUAGGAAGAUGACCUUGAAAUGGGUAUAGUCUAAGUAAUAUAAAGUAUAUUUUAAAUUAUUCAGGCAAGUUAUCUGGCUAACUCCUUGAUUCUGCUGUGCGGUAUACCCUUCUGAAAAGCCACACUGUCUCCCAAACAGCUUGUACUCGUUAACCAGUAGUGGUUGUGUUAUUGUUGGGAACGCUUUUUCGUGUUUAUGCAAACAAUAUAUCAGUGGGCUUGGUGGACUGUUCAAAUGUGUAGAUUGUGUUAAAUUUGAUAAGAAAACAACUAUUCAUGUGUAUUACUACAGUUGAAGGAUCAUCGAUGAAAGUUAUUGUAUACGCAAAAAUAUAAACAGCUUAUUUUUCAGGGGGGGCAAUUUAGUUGUUGCUAUGUUUUAUGUAACCUGUAAGGUUGUUAUGGUUACGUGUCAAGCAGGAUGUCUAUAAAAAGUCUGACCAAAGAGGUUUGUACUGUAACAAUCUCCCAGAGAGAGCCAUGAACACGCUAGCCCUGGUCUGAGUCCAAAAUGGCCCCCCUAUUCUCUUUAUAGUGCACUACUUUCGACCAGGGUCCAUAGGAUUCAGGUGCCAUUUAGGACAGACACCAGACAAACACACAGCAGCAUCCAAGUGGUUUCUUCCUCAUGGUCUUCCACACUACAGUAUAAUGUAACGUCACCAUUCACAACAAGUCAUCGUCAUCAUUUUUUUAUUAAAAUGGGAGAGAAACCGUC
Salvelinus fontinalis (brook trout) is the source of this 7163-nucleotide messenger RNA. It is a transcript of the gene atl1, whose product is annotated as atlastin GTPase 1. The transcript is spliced from 15 exons. The record is from RefSeq and is a predicted model, not a curated record. The coding region runs from base 146 to 1840 and encodes 564 amino acids. Gene Ontology annotation, molecular function: GTP binding; GTPase activity. NCBI's taxonomy places the organism in Eukaryota, Metazoa, Chordata, Actinopteri, Salmoniformes, Salmonidae. Gene Ontology annotation, biological process: protein homooligomerization; endoplasmic reticulum organization.